CUGUCAAACAGCUGUUUGCGUGUGCUUCUUGUCUGGUCUGCGACCUUGAAAUUGUUGAAAUUGAUAAAUAUUUUUUAUUUCGUAUCAUUCAUCAUUCAUACAUAUAUCCCAAUCCCAAAUAAAAUAAUCUCAACUCAAUGUUUCUUAUCGGCAUUUUGUCUUGACUCCCGUGUGAUAGUGGUACAACUGGCAACCGCGAUUCUAUUUGCACUAAAUAUUUUGCCAUUUAUUCAAGUGUUCGAGCAGCAUAAUGAUGUGAUAUCAGAGAAAUAGAUAUUUUAUACUAAACCAUUCGCUAGCUAUAAAUUCAAUGUAGAACAAAGCAAGUCGAAAACUGCCAUAUAUCAGAAAAAUCAUGAAGAUUUCUUGAGAUUUGGAGAGAUGGUGAUAAUUAAAUAAAAGACAGUGUUAUCAAUUUAGGUGUAAACAUCAGAUAUCUUAGUCUGAUAAAUUUAUUUGUAAGAAUUAUGAACAGAAGUAAGAACAAUAGUGCCAAAAUCUCAAAGUCUCUUAUUUCUGAAGAAGACAUGGACGCUGAUGGAUAUAGACUCAUAAACAGUGAAAAUAAACCACCUGAUAUUAAAUAUAAUAAAGAAAAUGCAUGGAUUGCUGGAGUGCAAAUGUUUAUAUCAUUUCUGGUAGCUGGGUUUGGCAUGGUAGCUGCCAGUCUUCUACUGGAUUUUGUACAACAUUGGCCUGUUUUCAAGGAAGUCUCAGAAGUUUACAUCUUGGUGCCAGCUCUUUUGGGACUGAAGGGUAAUUUGGAAAUGACAUUAGCAUCACGUUUAUCAACCCAUGCACAUUUAGGACAUCUUGAUACACAUUUGGGUGAAUUAGUUUUUGGUAACCUUUGCCUUAUACAGUGUCAAGCUGUAUUGGUUGGGUUCCUAGCUGCAAUGGCUGCUGUUGCAAUGGGCUGGAUACCGUAUGGAGAGUUUGACAUACAUCAUGCAAUGUUACUGUGUGCUUCCAGUAUUCUCACGGCAUCAUUGGCUAGUUUUGUGCUGGGUCUCAUCAUGAUAGGUGUAGUUGUUAUCUCGAAAAUGAUGAAUAUAAACCCAGACAAUAUUGCCACACCAAUAGCUGCUAGUCUGGGUGAUUUGACAACCUUGGCACUGUUAUCUUGGAUAGCAUCCCUAUUGUACAAUCUACUUGGCACAAGUAUUGUACUAUCAUCUGUUAUUGUUAUUAUUGGCGCAGCUUUAGUCCCUGUGUGUGGGUAUAUUGCUUGGAAAAAUCAAUUCACAAGACAGGCCCUUGAUGAAGGCUGGGUGCCUGUUGUAUCUGCAAUGGUAAUAAGCAGCGCUGGUGGCCUAAUAUUAGAUUAUACUGUAUCAAGAUAUAAAGGGGUUGCAGUAUUUCAGCUAGUGAUAAAUGGUAUAGGUGGCAAUAUGGUUGCUGUACAUGCCUCGAGAUUAUCAACAUCAUUGCACACGGGCCAAAAGGAGAGCUCAGUAUUAAGUAAAACUACUAAAUUGUUAUUAGUGAUGGUGAUACCUGGACAACUAAUAUUCUUGUAUACAAUAGGUUUCUUGAGAGCUGGUCACACAUCAUUGACUGUUGUAUUUAUAUUGGUUUACAUGGCUGCUGCUCUGACACAAGUAUUCUUACUGCUUACCAUCAGUUACUACUUGGUUAUGUGGAUGUGGAAAUUGGGAAUGGAUCCUGACAACUCUGCUAUACCAUAUCUGACUGCUCUUGGUGAUUUACUUGGUACUGCAUUGUUGGGUCUUGCUUUUGUAAUUCUCGAUUUAAUAGGAGAUAAAGAUGCUGACUUAGGAGACUGAUUAUAAAAUAAUCUUGAAUCCAUAUCGCGAAUGAGUUUAUGUAGAACAGAUUGGCCACCUUAUUGUGGUCAGCGACAAAAGUGCCGCUGUCUGCAGAACUUCUUUCAUGACGUGGACUCUUAUACCAUUAUAGACUUUAAUUUGGCUAUUAUUUUUUGCAGUAUACAGUAAGAUAAAUUCUUUGUUAUUUUAGAAUUGUGCCAUGUUGAUUUUUUAAUUGACUAGGUUAUUUAUUAAACUUAUGUACAUCCAAAGUAAAACUGUACUGCCAUUUGAAUAAAAUUCAAAUUACCUAUUUAAAUAGUUAACUACCUAUGUUGUUAUUAGUAUUAAGAUUUAUCUACUCUCAAAUUUUAUUUUAAUAUCUUCUCUUAUACUAAUUAAAAUGUAUAUAUAAUAACUGGAAUUUUGAUGGAACUAUUUGAAACCUCAAGAUGCUGAAGAUGAUUUAUAUAAUUACCUAUAUGAAGUAUUCAAGUACUUAAAUACUUAGCAAUAAAUAUAUCGUAAGGUUAGGAAAGAUUGCCUGCCACCUUCAUUAAAAAUGCUAUUUAGGUCCUGCUAGCUAGAGCAAAUAAGUAGGUAUAUGUACUUACAUGCUGUUAAGAUAAAUUAUUGUACUUAUUUUGUACACAUUUUCAUCCAUCAUCACAUCAGUUUUUUAAAUUCAUUUUAAUAUUAUAUUUGAAUGUACCUAUAUUAUUACUAAAUAAUAAUAAGAGAUGUUUCUUAUUGGUGCUAUACACUUGGCAAAUGUCUAUUUUUAUAUGUAUAAAAUAUUGGUGCAAAAAAACUAUGUACUUUUCAAUAUUUAUAAGAAAAUAAAAAUUGAAUAAAGCCAACACUUUUAGACUUU
Molecule: messenger RNA, 2643 nt
Organism: Plodia interpunctella (Indianmeal moth)
Lineage: Eukaryota; Metazoa; Arthropoda; Insecta; Lepidoptera; Pyralidae
Product: solute carrier family 41 member 1-like
Exons: 1
Coding region: 468-1787 (439 amino acids)
Biological process (GO): monoatomic cation transport
Cellular component (GO): plasma membrane
Molecular function (GO): monoatomic cation transmembrane transporter activity
Source: RefSeq, a predicted model, not a curated record